Molecule: messenger RNA, 758 nt
Organism: Lotus japonicus
Lineage: Eukaryota; Viridiplantae; Streptophyta; Magnoliopsida; Fabales; Fabaceae
Product: 60S ribosomal protein L11-like
Exons: 2
Coding region: 1-594 (197 amino acids)
Biological process (GO): translation
Cellular component (GO): ribosome; cytosolic large ribosomal subunit
Molecular function (GO): RNA binding; structural constituent of ribosome
Source: RefSeq, a predicted model, not a curated record
AUGGUUUUGAAAAGAGUCCUGUCGAAGAGCAUUUUAUCUACACCUAAAUUUGCAAGAAAUUUGUGUAUUUACGCAUUGAAGGCCUCCUUCGAAAAGCAAGGGAGCUUCAUGCAUUCUCAGUGGAGCAGCUCCACUUCGGUUCAAACAAGAGCCGCCAAGGUGUUGGAGCAGCUCAGUGGCCAAACCCCUGUGUUUUCCAAAGCUAGGUACACUGUCCGUUCUUUUGGUAUUAGAAGAAAUGAAAAGAUUGCAUGCUAUAUUACUGUUAGAGGUGACAAGGCAAUGCAGCUUUUGGAGAAUGGUUUGAAGGUGAAGGAAUAUGGACUUCUGCGAAAAAACUUCAGUGAUACUGGGUGCUUUGGCUUUGGUAUUCAAGAGCAUAUUGAUCUGGGAAUAAAGUAUGAUCCUUCAACUGGUAUAUACGGCAUGGAUUUCUUUGUUGUUCUGGAACGCCCUGGUUACCGUGUUGGACGUCGUCGUCGGUGCAAGUCUCGUGUUGGGAUCCAGCAUCGUGUCACAAAAGAUGAUGCUAUGAAGUGGUUCCAGGUGAAAUAUGAAGGUUUUAUCCUCAACAAGGCGCAAGCGGUUUUCUAGACCGAGCUAUAUUGUCUAUGGAAUUUGCAAGUUUUGUUGAUUAUAACUUGAUGUUUAUUGAACUAAGUAGCUUAAAUUUCUAGAAUAUUAAUGUGUCUGGUUAUGAACUUUUGUAUGGAGUUUAUUUCUGAUCAAUUUAUUUUUGGUUGAUUCAUUCACCAAAA